AUGGCAGGAUCAAUUACCAAACCAAAGAAACCGAAGUCGAAGCGGGGCACCACUCGCCUACGCCACAAGAUCGAGAAAAAGUCGGCAGCCAAGCAGAGGAAAGAUAGAAAGAACGCCAAGAAGAAUCCAGAAUGGCGCUCCAAGCUGAAGAAGGACCCCGGCAUUCCCAACCUGUUCCCGUACAAGGAGAGGCUGCUGCAGGAGAUUGAGGAGAAGCGGGCGCGAAAGGAAGAGGAGGCACGAAAGCGAAGGGAAGCCGCCAAGGCCGCGAGGACAGGUCAGGUUGAGAAGGCUGCCGAUGAUGGCAUGAACGAUCCUGAGGGCGAUGACGUCGAGCUGGACGACGACAUGAUGGACGAUGACGACGACGACAUCGACGAUGAUGUCGACGAAUCGAACCCCAUGGCGGCCUUGUUGGCGAGCGCGAGACGGGCCGCCGAAGACUACGAACAAGGCCUGCAGAGCGGCGAGGACAUGGACGACGACGACGAUGAAGACGAAGACUCGGAUGACGACGACAAUGAUUCCUCCCCCUCGGGUGCGGUACAGGUCGGAGGCGAUGCGACCUCGCGCAAGGCCUACGACAAGGUGUUCAAGCAAGUCGUCGAGCAGGCUGACGUUAUCCUCUAUGUCCUCGACGCCAGAGACCCAGAGGGCACAAGGUCGAGAGACGUCGAGAGGUCCGUCAUGGCGGCAGCAUCCGACGGCAAGAGGCUCAUCCUCGUGCUCAACAAGAUCGACCUGAUCCCGCCGCCCGUCCUCAAGGCCUGGCUCGCCCACCUCCGCAAGUACUUCCCGACCUUACCUCUCCGCGCCUCCAACGCCGCUGCCAACGCCCACACCUUCAACCACCGCGACCUGACCGUCCAGGGCACGAGCGCCACCCUCUUCCGCGCCCUCAAGGCCUUCGCCGCUGGCCGCGGCCUCAAGCGCGCCAUCUCCGUCGGUGUCAUCGGCUACCCCAACGUCGGCAAGUCGUCCGUCAUCAACGCCCUACUCUCCCGCCUCAGCGGCCGCGGCGGCGCACAUCGUUCCGCCUGCCCCGCCGGCGCCGAGGCCGGCGUCACCACGUCCAUCCGCGCCGUCAAGAUCGAUAGCAAGCUGACCCUCCUGGACUCCCCCGGCAUCGUGUUCCCCUCCACCUCGGACGCCGCCUCCGCCACCUUUGUCCCCAAGAACCCCACCGAAGCCAAGGCCCACCUGGUCCUCCUCAACGCCGUCCCCCCCAGGCACAUUGGCGACCCUCUGCCUGCCGUUCAGCUGCUGCUCAAGAGGCUGUCCACCUCGCCCGACCUCAUGGCUCGCCUGACCGCCGUCUACGACCUCCCGGCACUGCUGCCCAACCCGGACAGUGGCGACGCCACCACCGACUUCUUGGUCCAGGUCGCCCGUAAGCGCGGCCGUCUGGGCAGGGGCGGCGUGCCGAAUAUUCAGGCUGCCGCCAUGACCGUCGUGACGGACUGGAGGGACGGCCGGAUCCAGGGCUGGGUGGACGCGCCCUCCGUCGCCACUGGCGCGGCGCCUGCUGCUGGUGCUGGUGCUGCUGAUGGUACCCCUGCGGUCGCCGGCAUCAAGGCCUCGACCGCCGCGCCCGAGGUGGAGACGGCUGCGGAUCAGAAGCAGAUUGUGACGGAGUGGGCGGCAGAGUUCAAGCUGGAGGGUCUGUGGGGAAAUGAGGAGCCUGCGACCAAGGAGGUGGAGAUGCAGGGUUGA
This is a messenger RNA of Cryphonectria parasitica EP155, 1713 nucleotides long. RefSeq lists its product as uncharacterized. The coding region runs from base 1 to 1713 and encodes 570 amino acids. Gene Ontology annotation, cellular component: nucleolus. The record is from RefSeq and is a predicted model, not a curated record. The transcript has 2 exons. Gene Ontology annotation, molecular function: GTP binding. Lineage: Eukaryota; Fungi; Ascomycota; Sordariomycetes; Diaporthales; Cryphonectriaceae.